Molecule: messenger RNA, 1836 nt
Organism: Fusarium poae
Lineage: Eukaryota; Fungi; Ascomycota; Sordariomycetes; Hypocreales; Nectriaceae
Exons: 1
Coding region: 1-1836 (611 amino acids)
Source: RefSeq, a predicted model, not a curated record
AUGUCGUCUUCAAUAGAUGCAAAAUUGACAACAGUCCCCGACAAUCAUGAAGCUUACAAGAAAAUCUACACAGAGCUCGAUAGCCAAAGUCAUGAGAUACGGUUGCUUAAUUUAAACCCUGCCACUGAAGAAAAUGACCGGAUUUGUUGCACUCUCUCCCAUGCCGAGUUGAAGCCCUCCAAUGGCUCAGCGCCUCCCGUCUACGAAGCUCUAUCCUACGUCUGGGGUAAACCCAACUUUUUGGAAUUGAUUCUUCUCGACGAUCACGAAUUCUUCAUCACACCAAGCCUGAAAUAUGCACUCUCCAGUCUGAGAUCCAAGACCCACGCCCGCGUCCUGUGGGUAGAUGCUAUCUGCAUCAACCAGUCGGACAUCCAAGAACGCAAUCAGCAAGUCGCCUUGAUGCGCGAUAUCUACUCAAAAUGUCAAAGAGACAUAGCUUGGUUAGAUCCAGUUGUUGGUGUAGCUGUUGAGUCGGAUGACAUCUACAAGGAUCCCAGACUUCCUAAAAUGGAAGAGAGUAUCAAGAAAGGAAUGGAAUUGAUGCAUACAAUCAUAGAAAAGAACCACAAUACUCUUGGGCAACUGCUCGACAACUACAACGACGACGAGUACGUCAUUGGUUAUGAUGAGGAGAUGUGUCUCCGUGCUCUGUUCGAUCUGCCUUUUCUGUGGAAGCGGCUUUGGAUUAUGCAAGAACUUUCUUUAGCCCCCAACUUGGUCCUGAUGUGCAAAGGUGCUGAACUUGGCUGGGACUCACUAUCGGCUCUUCUGAAGGAUGAGCCAUAUUUUGAUGCCUUUCACGUGUGGGAUUCCCACGCCAUCAACUUGCCUGACUGGAGCGACAUGUUUGUCAGGAUCAAACUCAUUGAGGAUCAACGUCAGCUUUUCACGAAGACCGGUCAAAUGAAUUCUAAAUUGAUGGAUGUUCUCGCCAGAUUUCGUGAGAUGGAAUCAUCUGAUCCCAGAGACAGAAUCUAUAGUCUUCUUGGCUUGGCGACUGACAAUCAUGGCAUCCACGCUGACUACACCAAAACGAUACAAGAGGUAUAUCAGAGAACCACAAUCUCUUUGAUCAAUGUCUCCGGGAAUCUGGACAUGUUGUGCCAAAACCCAUACGAGACCACUGGUAGACACAAAGCACUUCAACAAGUAGAAAAUGCCACUCCUUCUUGGGUUGCCGAUUUUAGCUCCAGCCAUAGAGAUUGCGCAGGAUUAAUAUUUGCUCAGCGUGAGAUCUUCAAUGCUGGAGUUAAGAACUGUGAAACGCCUUGUCAGUUUCUUGGGCCGGAAAAACAUAUCUUGAUCGUGCGAGGUAUCAUUCUGGGUACUAUUGCGCCAAUCCUCGAGGACGGAGGGCAAAACUUCAGUGCCCGCGAUAUCUUCAAAAAAUAUUUCAGCGAAGAAGCCAUUCUCGACGCCAAAAGUCACAUGUACGCCCCGAUAUUUGGUGGAAAGACCUUGUCAAGCGGCGAGGCAUGUGUACGCGCGUUCUGGCGAACGUUGGCAAAGGAUUGUACGGAACCACCGAGAAUGAGACGUCUACGAAGAAAUGAGAUAGUGUUUCUGGAUGAAAGCAACAGGGAAUCAUUAUUAGACGACGAGGCAAUCAACGUCAGAACGGUUUGGCUCGACCACGAUCCGCACAAGUCUCGAUCUAUCUUUUACCGAUACAUGCGUAAGAUGUUGAAUCACACAGGAAUAAAAAGCAACUUUGCGACCUUGCCAGUGGGCAAUCCAUAUGGCCAUUACGCGACGAAAGAUCAUAUGUUUGCGAUGACGGAGAAUGGAUUAUAUGUCCUGGCCAGACCACUAUUAUUAUUUGGUGCUUUUUAA